This is a messenger RNA of Aspergillus calidoustus, 1158 nucleotides long. Lineage: Eukaryota; Fungi; Ascomycota; Eurotiomycetes; Eurotiales; Aspergillaceae. The record is from the annotation of a GenBank genome assembly.
AUGAUUGCUGCCAGGAACUUUGUUGCUCCCGCCCGCCAAUGCCUGCGGACAACACGUGUGGCUCCCAGCCUCGCAUCUUCUCGCCUGCAGUUCCGUACCUACUCCGCCGCUGCCGAUGAGCGAGUUGCCAAGUUCAAGGGACAGAAGGGUUCCGAUGGAAAAUACACCGUGACUUUGAUCGAGGGUGAUGGUAUUGGCCCCGAGAUCGCUCAGUCGGUCAAGGAUAUCUUCUCCGCUGCGAAUGCGCCCAUCAAGUGGGAGCCCGUCGAUGUCACCCCUAUCUUGAAGGACGGAAAGACCGCGAUCCCCGAUGAUGCCAUUGAGAGUGUCCGAAAGAACUACGUCGCGCUCAAGGGACCCCUCGCCACACCCGUUGGAAAGGGUCACGUUUCUCUGAACCUUACCCUUCGCCGUACCUUCAACCUCUUCGCCAACCUCCGCCCUUGCCGCUCGGUCGCAGGCUACAAGACCCCAUACGACAAUGUCGACACCGUCCUGAUCCGUGAGAACACCGAAGGUGAAUACUCUGGAAUUGAGCACGUUGUCGUCGAUGGUGUCGUCCAAAGCAUUAAGCUCAUCACCCGUGAGGCUUCCGAGAGAGUCCUGCGCUUCGCCUUCCAGUACGCCCGCUCCAUCAACAAGAAGAAGGUCCGUGUCGUGCACAAGGCCACCAUCAUGAAGAUGUCCGAUGGUCUCUUCUUGAACACUGCCCGUGAGGUCGCCAAGGACUUCCCUGAUGUCGAAUUCGACGCUGAGCUGCUGGACAACUCUUGCCUGAAAAUCACCACCGACCCUACCCCCUACAACGACAAGGUUCUCGUCAUGCCUAACCUGUACGGUGACAUUCUUUCCGACAUGUGCGCUGGUCUGAUCGGUGGUCUCGGUUUGACCCCCUCUGGUAACAUUGGUGACGAGUGCUCCAUCUUUGAGGCUGUCCACGGUUCCGCUCCCGACAUUGCUGGCAAGGGCCUUGCCAACCCCACUGCUCUGCUCCUUAGCAGUAUCAUGAUGCUGCAGCACAUGGGCCUCACUGAGCACGCCUCCCGCAUCCAGACAGCUAUCUUCGACACUCUCGCUGAGGGCAAGGCUCUCACGGGCGACUUGGGUGGUAAGGCCAAGACCCACGAGUAUGCUGAUGCUAUCAUCAAGCGUCUGUAA